Molecule: messenger RNA, 382 nt
Organism: Suillus plorans
Lineage: Eukaryota; Fungi; Basidiomycota; Agaricomycetes; Boletales; Suillaceae
Exons: 3
Coding region: 35-253 (72 amino acids)
Source: RefSeq, a predicted model, not a curated record
GUGCAGUGUAUCGACGGUCCACUCAUCUCCAAACAUGCAGCUUUCUGUGCUCUUUACUGCACUUGUAUCUUUUGUCAUCCUCGCGGCAGCGUCACCCGUUGCGCCAGGAGCCAUCUCGAAACGUUCCUUUAAACGAGAGAACCUUGACAUCAAUUUUGAACGUCAUCUCCCGAAGACUGGUCUUGAUGAUUCAGACUUGAGAUUGGGUCAAAGACUACAGGACAUUCGACGGGGAGAAGUAUUGAUACGAUGAUUGAGAUGGAGAAUCAAAGGAGAACGUGUAUAAGGCAUGCAACGAAGAGUGAUUGCGUAUGUAAAAGAAAGAAAUGAGUACGUACGAGAGUGUCGUCGAUAGUCGUAUCUUGACAAGCCAGACAAACGC